This is a messenger RNA of Umbelopsis ramanniana AG, 2134 nucleotides long. RefSeq lists its product as uncharacterized. Gene Ontology annotation, biological process: tRNA methylation; tRNA wobble uridine modification. Gene Ontology annotation, cellular component: cytosol. The coding region runs from base 29 to 2041 and encodes 670 amino acids. The transcript is spliced from 13 exons. The record is from RefSeq and is a predicted model, not a curated record. Lineage: Eukaryota; Fungi; Mucoromycota; Umbelopsidomycetes; Umbelopsidales; Umbelopsidaceae. Gene Ontology annotation, molecular function: flavin adenine dinucleotide binding.
CUGCUUCAACCCUCACGGCGAAUCACCAAUGCUGCGACCAAUUGCGAGGGUCGCCCCAUUUCACGCAGGAUCUUCAACAAAAUGGAAGCUCAUACCGAGCAUUCGCUGCUUUUCUACUACAUUAGACAGUAUACCGAGCAAGAAUGACUUUGACGUCGUCGUCAUUGGAGGAGGACAUGCUGGAGCCGAAGCCUGCGCUGGAGCAGCAAGAGCUGGCGCAAGAACGCUUUUGAUAACCCAGAAUCCAGAUACCAUUGGUGAGAUGUCUUGUAACCCCUCGUUUGGCGGAAUUGGUAAGGGCAUCUUGAUGAGAGAAAUAGAUGCCAUGGAUGGGCUUUGCAGCAGAGUAUCAGAUUUGUCUGGUAUUCAAUUCAAUGUCCUUAACAAGUCCCGAGGACCAGCAGUUCAUGGACCACGAGCGCAAAUUGAUCGCAAGAUUUACAAGCGACAUAUGCAGCAUAUUCUUAAGGACUAUCCCAAUCUCACAAUCUUAUCUGGAAGUGUUCACGAUCUGGUUAUCAAGAAGGGGGCAUUAGGCGCAGAUAUUGCAAAUGGCGACAUUGGUGCAGAAGUUGGUGGCGUAACAUUAGAGGAUGGAAAUACCAUAACGGCGUCAAAGGUCGUCAUCACUACAGGAACUUUCUUGGGAGGAGAAAUUCAUUUAGGAUUGAAGGUGUGGCCAGCCGGAAGAAUUGACGAAAACCCGUCAAUUGGAUUGUCAAACUCACUGAAAGUUGCCGGGUUUCAAUUAGCCCGUUUGAAAACAGGGACACCACCUAGACUAGACGGCAAAACCAUUGACUAUAGCGAUCUUCAAGUCCAAAAUGGAGAUAACCCACCAACGCCUUUUUCAUACCUUCAUGACAGUGUACCCUAUGCCAACGAACAAGUCCAAUGUCAUCAAACAAGAACGAAUUCGGAUACCCACAAGAUCAUAGCAGAUAAUUUUCAUCAAUCAAUUCAUAUUCGUGAGACAGUUAAAGGGCCACGCUAUUGUCCAUCUAUAGAAUCCAAAAUUCAAAGAUUCACUCAAAAGGAAUCCCACAUCAUUUGGCUGGAACCAGAGGGCUUCGAUACAGACUUGGUUUAUCCCAACGGCAUUUCCAAUACCAUGCCAGAAGACAUCCAAUUGAAGUUUUUACGUACCAUCAAAGGGCUGGAAAAUGUAGACAUGGUUCGACCAGCUUACGGCGUGGAAUACGAUUAUGUUGACCCACGUGAGCUUCGUUCAACGCUUGAAACAAAGCGUAUCAAGGGUCUUUACCUUGCUGGACAAAUCAAUGGAACAACUGGCUACGAGGAAGCUGCAGCUCAAGGUAUCAUUGCUGGCGUAAAUGCUGGUCUUUCGUCACAAGACAAAAACCCAUUGAUUCUUGAUCGAGCAGACGGAUACAUUGGUGUUUUGAUAGACGAUCUUAUCACCAAAGGUGUAGAAGAACCAUACAGAGUAUUCACUGCAAGAGCAGAAUAUCGACUUUUGCUUCGAGCAGAUAAUGCAGAUACACGUUUGACGGAAAAAGCUCACCAUGCUGGAAUCGUGAGCAAAGAGCGAUGGAAUCGAUUUUCGGCUUCUAAUCAAGAGCUCAAUGGUGCUUUAGAAGUAAUGGAAAGCACUUCACUUUCUCCUGAGAAAUGGUCAAAAUACGGUAUUAAUGUCAAUAGUGAUGGUGUCAUGCGCAGUGCGCUGGACCUCCUACGAUGGCCAAAUAUUACGGUUGAAAACUUCUAUGAACUCGUCCCUCAACUAAAGCAUUUGUCUCCAGAGAGCAAAAAGAGAGUGGAAAUUGAAGGUCUUUAUAAACCGUUCAUAAAAAGACAAGAAGUAGAAGUUUUGGCGCUGCGCCGUGAUGAGGACAUUUUACUCGAUGUCAACAUGGAUUAUAGCGGCUUGAAUAACCUUUCCAAUGAAAUCCGUCAAAAGCUUGCUAUCGUUCGGCCGGAGACCCUGGGAGCAGCAAAAAGAAUUGAAGGAAUGACGCCAGCCGCCGUCUUUGUUUUGCUGAAACAUGCGCAACGAAGCAGCUCACGAUCUGCUAAAUAAAUAUCAUACGGAUAGCAUAUUUGUAGAGACACUAGAAUAAAUGUUUGUAGAAUAAUUGGAUACUACACAACCAGUGAGUAGCCAGUAUAUGGG